Eurytemora carolleeae is the source of this 935-nucleotide messenger RNA. RefSeq lists its product as uncharacterized. The coding region runs from base 279 to 935 and encodes 218 amino acids. The transcript has 10 exons. The record is from RefSeq and is a predicted model, not a curated record. Lineage: Eukaryota; Metazoa; Arthropoda; Copepoda; Calanoida; Temoridae.
GAAUAAACACCCCUGGGGUUCAGUCAGUUUAUUUUAGAAUUCCGGAAGCCAUGUUAACAGUAUAGAUUUAUUAUUCAAAUAAUUUACGUUAUUUCUAAGUAUAAUUAUAUAAUAUGGCCUGAAAGAUUAGAAAUAAAAAAGGUUAAAUGGUCAAACAGUUUAAGAAAAUCUGUAGACUUAUAAAAAACAAUGAGUGUCUGUGUAUAUUAUUAAAAUCAGUUACAGAUAAAAAUAUUUAAAAAAAGACAAAAAUGUAAACUCUUGUCACAGUUGUGGGAAUGAGUGAGGUCCCUUUUCAACCUAAUCAACAUCUAAAUCAAGGUAGUUUUGAGAUUGGAUCUGAUUAUGACAGUAGCUCUGUGUCUAGCUGCAACACUUUAACAGGAAAUGUUACUCAGAGAGGAACCUGUACACCAUUACCUAAAGGAAAUCUAAAGCCUUGGACAGGUCAAGUAAGCCGUUCACCUACAAGCUGGACACUGCAAAGUUUUAAUAGUGAUAAUCUCAUCGCAUGGGAUUCAAAAAGUGGAACAAGUUAUAUGGAAAGAUUACUACGUGAUGGCGGAGAUUUGGACUCAAUGGAUAGAUCUCUUUUUGAUACAGAUGGAGUGACUUUUGGAAAGGAGCCUUUUGCACGGGAGUCUUUUUCUAAUUCCAGAGAGUUAUUGCUAGAUAAUAAAGAUAGUUCAAGGGAGACCCUUGUUGAUUCUGUUGAAACAUUGGUUGUUUGCAGAAUAAAGCCUCCAAUCCCUCGACUGAAUUGUUCCUACGCCAGUCCCAAUACUAAGAGUACUACAGCCCCGCUCUGCGUAGAAGAAGAUAAACGAGAAUCAAUCGUAAGUUCGAUGGAGAACGGUACAAAAACAGAGGCGACAUCUCUGCCAAAUGGUGUUCAAGCAAAACCUGCUGAUUUAGAAACAGGUACUUUGCAAUAA